CAUUGGGAACUCAACCGAAGCCAGUCGAAUAUUUUCUACUCCUGCAGAAUAUUUUCUGAUUUAAAAAAAACGUCGCGAAAGUGUAAACUUCUGCAAAAGUCGUGAAGGUCUAAGUGAUUCCAAAAGUCGCGAAGGUCUAUAAGAUUUGAAAAUUCGCAAGUUUCAGGCUCUGGACAUAAUCAUUCUCCUGUGGAUAUUAUCCGAAUAAGUCGAUUGAUUUUUGUGCCCUUCUCGAAACGUCAAUAAAAAAAGAAAUCAUGCCCGGAACAAACUGCAAGGAAGCUGAAAACGUUCGCGACGUGCUUGGAUUGUCCAAAACUUCGAAACAUUCGGGACGUACUGAAGCAGAGAUCGUCGAGGACAAACUAAAGGACAUCAAGUCUCACAAGGAACAAUAUAACGAGAUGGCUGGCGACCUGGCCAAUCUUGUGACUCCGGUGAAUGUGAAAACCAUGACUAAAAACCCUAAAACCAAUGAGGUGAAGCCACAGAUGGAGGAGAAGGUUGAUGAGGAGAAGCCUUCUACAAGCUCUGCUGCUAAUAUGAACUCCAUGGGAACCAUGAUCGCAAUGCAAACUGAUGUUGCCGAGCCGCAGCAGUGGGCUGAGGUUGGCAAAAUGUUCCCUGAUGAGGGGGGACUUUUCGUGAACGAGGAUACCACCGUCGACGAGGGCCUUGUCUUGAGCGAUGAUCUUGCGGAAAUUGAAAUACAAUUGAUGGCCAGGAAGAUCGAAGAAUCUUUGUCGGAGGCAUCCGAAGCCAAAGUACCUAGGGAGGAUGAUAUUGGAGAGGAAGGAAUUUCGGUUGAGCCGGAAAAUGCUGAUCCUAACACUGAGCAGCCAUUGGUGGAGAAUGUCGUCAACUUGGCUAAUCUACACAUGCCUGAUCUUAAUGAUUAACUCUUUGAAGUCUAAGAAAACAUGCAUAGCUUAUUUUAAAUAAAGGAUUAAAUGUAUUCUAA
Messenger RNA from Drosophila eugracilis, 961 nucleotides. RefSeq lists its product as uncharacterized. NCBI's taxonomy places the organism in Eukaryota, Metazoa, Arthropoda, Insecta, Diptera, Drosophilidae. The coding region runs from base 258 to 899 and encodes 213 amino acids. The record is from RefSeq and is a predicted model, not a curated record. The transcript has 3 exons.